GUGAAGUCCCACUGAAGUCUGCGCUCCACAGAAAAGCGAAGGACAAGCGGCAGCAGCGGGACGACGUGAAACACUGAAUAAAAGGAAUGAAUGAGGAAUGAGAGCGGGGAGAAAGUCGACGGAGUGACGAAGAAGUUAUGAGCCGAAUUGCGACGAAUUACCGGGGAAGGUGUCCGUGAGCGGAGAAAGCCGACUGAAGGGGGGAGAGACAACAAAGUCACAAGUGCAGUCUGAGUGAGGAGGCAGAACUCUGAAUCCUCGCCAUGGCCGAUGUACUGGAGAGCGGUGGCGGGUCGGGAGCCGUCAGAGUGGCCAGCGUGGAUUGGCAGAAACGCUGCAUUGCUCUGGAGAUGCAGCUGCUGAGGUUCCGGCUCCAGGCGGGGAAAAUCCGAGAGCUGCUGGCAGAGAAGAUGCAGGAGCUGGAGCAGAGGGUGACGGAGGCGGAUCUGCGGGCUGAGAGUGCUGAGAAACAGAUCCAGGUCAUGGAGGAAAAGCUGAAGUCUGCAAACAUACAAACCAGCGAAUCAGAGAGCUCGUUGUACAGAAAGUACCAAGACUUGACCAAUCAACUCCAAGAGAAAGAUGCUGUGAUAAAGAGAUUAGAGGUGCAGCUGGAAAAACAGAUCUUAGUCAGAGCCCAGGAGGCAAAAAUUAUUGAGGAGAAGGCCGCCAAGAUUAAAGACUGGGUCACCUUAAAGCUUAAAGAGAUGGAGCAAGAGAACCAGCAGCUGAAAAUGGCCAACCUGAAGCAGACAGAACAGAUAAUGUUGCUGCAGGACAAACUACAAGCUCUCUUAGAGAAACCUGUGUCCUCUGGAUCUCCUGCCACCUCCCCUGUAAUGGAUACCCAUCUGGUGCCCAGCAGUCCUCUGUUUCCUCCCAGCUGCCCCGGCACACCACCUGCCCAAGACGACAGCUGGAGACAAGCAGGUCUCAGAGGAGCCGCCUCUAAUAUCAAGAGCUCGCCGACAGAUGUGAAAAGGACUCCUGAACAGUCCAGUAAAGGGAUUUGUCUCGGGGACCUUGCAGCCCACGAUGCUCUCUCUCAGGGCCGGAGCAGGGAGGGUCCCAGCAGCCCUGUUUCCAUCAGUGGACCAGAGCUCCCGGUGGGCCCCGAGGGUCCGGCAGGGGGCUCCGACAGAGACAACUCCUCCGAUGAGCUCAACAGCAAGUUCCGCUCUCAGUGCCUUCACUCGUCCUCCUCCUCUUCCUCUUCAUCGUCAGCCUACGAGAUGGCCCAAGGACCCAGCUCCCCGGAGUCCUCCCUGACACCCAAACCCCUGCUGCUGUCGCGCUCCCCCUCCACCAACAACCCCUUCCCUCAUCAUCCCCCAGUCCACCAGUCAGGCACCAGCAUGACGCUGCCCAAGGUGCGGACCCCGCUCACCCCCAGAGACAGCAUCCAGCUGGUGAAGAAGCACUACAGCCAGCCGCAGCCCAGCCUGGACCGACUGCACCACCUCAACGUCAACAUUGACAUCAUGAGCCCGUCCUCCACUUCCUCCACCCUGAAGAGCACGGGGACCGCCACCUCGCACUUCUCACAGGUCGUGGAAGAAACGGACAUUGACGACGGGCUUCCUGACAGCAUGGAUGGAGUGGUGGAGGGCUCCGGAUCAGAGGAACUGUGCCGGGAUGGAAUCUCCUUCGUGGGACUCCCAGAAGAACUGGAGCAGCUGGAUCCACCACCAACACCUCCCUUACACCGCUUCCCCUCAUGGGAGAGUCGGAUCUACGCUGUGGCAAAGUCAGGGAUGAGAGUAUCGGAGGCCAGUCCUGGAGCCAGGGGCCCCGGACGAGGUUCCAACUUACCUCAGUAUCCAGCAGCCGGCCCGUUCACCCAGCUCAUCUAUAAGAACAUCAACGUACCGGUCUAUACCACACUGAAAGGGAAAGCCACUCAGAUCAGCAGUGUACCUCUGCCCGAUGACGACUCCGGCUCUGAGGACGACAGCGGCUCUCUGGCCAGUUUACGGACCUCCAUCAUGAACCCCGACAGGAAGGGCAGCGUCCCGGGGAGCCCACGUGCCGUCAAGAGAGGUGUGUCCAUGUCCUCCAUCAGCUCAGAGAGUGAUUACGCCAUUCCUCCCGACGCCUACUCUCUGGACAGUGACUACUCUGAGCCGGAGCAUAAAGUCCAGAGAACCUCCUCUUAUUCCUGUGAGAGCACUGGGCCUGAGAUGCUGGAGAAGUCUGGGUACCUGCUGAAGAUGGGCAGUCAGGUGAAAGCCUGGAAACGUCGCUGGUUCAUCCUGAGGAAUGGAGAAAUCCUCUACUAUAAGUCUCCUAGUGACGUGAUCAGGAAACCUCAGGGUCAGAUUGAGCUGAACUCGUCCUGCCGUAUAGUUCGUGGAGAAGGAGCUCAGACAUUUCAACUGAUUACAGAGAAGAAGACCUUCUAUCUGACCGCCGACUCACCCAACAUCCUGGAGGAGUGGAUCAGGGUCCUGCAGAACAUACUCAAAGUCCAGGCCAGCAGCCCGGUUACAGUGGAGACCGCCGCCAAGCCCACCGUGAGGGGCUGGCUCACAAAGGUCAAACAUGGACACUCAAAGCUGGUGUGGUGUUCUCUGGUUGGAAAAGUCUUCUACUACUACCGUAAUCAGGAAGACAAGUUGCCUCUGGGUCAGCUGCAGAUGCGAGAGGCCUCGGUACAGGAAGUGGAUCGCUCCUGUGAUUCAGAUGAGGACUAUGAGGCUGGCAGUCGAGGUUUCCUCUCCUCACACUGCACCUUAGUGGUCCAACCCAGAGACCAGAGUCCCACAUACCUGCUCAUCGGCACCAAGCAGGAGAAGGACACGUGGCUGUAUCACCUGACCGUGGCAGCAGGCAGCUGUGCAACAUUCAAAGUGGGCACAGAGUACGAGCAGCUCAUUGGUAAACUCCUCGAUGCAGAGGGAGACCCAGAGUCUGCCUUGUGGAAGAGCGAGGCCUUGAGCUUCUGUAAGGAGGGUCUGCGCUCGCCUCUCACCACGCUGCCCUCUGAAGCUCUGCAGACAGAAGCUCUCAAACUCUUCAAGUCCUGUCAGCUCUUCAUCAACGUGCUGGUUGAGUCUCCGUCUAUUGACUACCACACCUCGCUGGCCCAGAAUGCUUUGCAAGUGUGCCUGACCCACCCGGAGCUGCAGAAUGAAAUGUACUGUCAGCUCAUCAAGCAGACCAACCGCCGCACGCCACAUAACUACUCCCUCACACAGUGCUGGCAGCUGCUGUCUCUGUGUGUAGCGCUGUUCCUUCCUCAGCAGCAUUUCCUUUGGUACCUGAGACAGUACCUGCAACGCAAUGCUGACCCAAGGAGCGAGGUGGGGAAGUAUGCAGUGUACUGUCAGAGGUCUGUGGAGCGAACGCUGCAGAACGGAGAGCGGGAGGCCAAACCUUCACGUAUGGAGAUCGUCUCCAUCCUGCUGAGAAACCCCUACCACCAUUCAUUGCCAUUCAGCAUCCCAGUCCACUUCAUGAACAACACCUACCAGGUGGUGGGUUUCGACGGCUCCACCACAGUGGAAGAGUUCCUCAACACUCUGAAUCAGAGGAUCUGCGUGAGGAAGCCUCAGCUGUCUGGGUUUGCUCUCUUCACUGAUGAUCCCUCCGGCAAAGACCUGGAGCACUGCCUGCAGCCGUCUGCCAAGAUCUGUGAUGUCAUUUCCAAGUGGGAGCAGGCCCUGAAGGAGUUGCAUCCUGGGAAAAAUGAGGGGACACGGAUUGUGCGUCUAACAUACAAGAGCAGGUUGUGUUUCAGAUCUCAGGUGAAAGGAGAGACGGAGCGAGAGCGCCUCCUGCUGGCGUACCAGGUGAAUGACGAGGUUCAGCAAGGCCACUUCCCCGUGAACAAAGAGCUGGCUCUGGAGGUGGCUGCCCUCAUGGCACAGGUUGAACAUGGUGACUUGGAGAGACCUGCAGCCUCCUCUCCUCCCAGCUCUCCUCAGCCCAAGUCUCAGCUGAUUCUCCUGCAGGCCUUGGAGCGCUUUUACCCCAAACGCUACAAACAGGACUGCAGCUCAGAGCAGCUCAGAGAUCUUACUGAGCGUCUGGCCACUAAGUGGUCUAUGCUACGUGGGUGCAGUGCACCUGAGUGUGUGAGAAUAUACCUGACUGUGGCUCGCAAGUGGCCCCUGUUUGGAGCCAAACUCUUCAGUGCCAAGCCAGUCCCCCCCUCUCCUGUUGAGCAGAGCCAGGUGUGGCUGGCAGUCAAUGAAGAUGGAGUGUGUCUGCUGGACUAUACGAUGCACACGCUCGUCACAUACUCCUACCAGUCUGUGAUUACCUUCGGUGGGUGCCGGGACGACUUCAUGGUGGUGACGAGCCAGCAGAGGGAGCCGGGAGUCGGGAAGAAGAGCGUGGAGAAGCUGGUCUUUGUGAUGGCAAAACCAAAGAUACUGGAGCUGACGCUGCUCAUGGCCAGCUACAUUAACCACUGGAACCCCAGCCUGCCUCCCGCCUCACACCAGCCCCUCGGCCACUGGGACGGAGACAGCAGGCACUUCCCCGCCAUGAACUACACCACCAAGGGCCCCACACUACUGUGAAUUGUGCAAACAACAAGACUGUUUAACUACAGGGAGGCUUGAUGACAAACAGGUACCUUCAGCCCGCAGUUAUACGAUGGUUUGCAUGUCCGGGUUUUACAUUUUUACACAACAGGUACUAGGAGAUUAUUCUUUCUUUUUUUUUUAAAUGCAGAUUUAGAUUUAGAAAUGUCAGGAGCAGUCUUCUUAGACUAUUUAUUUCUACAACAAAAGAGUGUUCAGCUCUGCCUUUUUUUUGUUUUUUUAGACAUAAGGUUCUAACUCCUUGUUGGAGUUAUUUUGGGAAUACAGAAGAGAUGUGAGGUCGUUUUUCCACCUGCAGUGUGAUCCUUUAAGUCACAUGUUUGCCUUUCAUUGUGACGUUCAUGUCUUCCAGUCUUUCAGACCUCAGACUCUUCUCUGUCAUAAGCUGUUUCCCUCUGAGAGCUGGUUUGACUGGAACACAGUGUCACUGUGUAUUUAACAUGAAUGAUCACUCAUACUUGACAAUGAACCAUUCAAUGAGGUACUGUGCAAUUAGAAAGGGACUGAUCAUCUAAUAAUCCUAGUGUAGAGCUGCGAUGAGCGGUUAUAUUCAUUCUAGAUUCAUUUGGUGAUUUUUUUUCUCAAUUAAGUGAUGAAUUACAUGGUCCAUGAAAGGUCAGAAAAAAAAUAGCUGUUAAGUUGACAUAAUUUAUGUUACUGAUAGUAAAAGAUAUUAAGUUUAAUAUCAUUAAAGGUUAAAAAAUAGCAAAUUUUGGCAUUUGAGCUGCUGGAAUUGUGAGUAAAAAAAUAAUUUCAUGAAUCAAAUAUCAAAAUAUUUAAUUCUCUGUUGGCCAAGUAAUCAAUUAAUCAAAUAAUUAUUUCAACUUCAUCCUAAUACAGGGUAAACAGGAAGGUAAUCCAGGCAAAAUGUAAUAAAAAAAGGAAUUAAAUGUUUAAAAGCCUUUUAUUAUAGUGGCUUAAUCAUUAACAUGUUUCAACCACUAGGUCUUUGUCAGUUUUUUUCCCCCCGACAUAAUUUUUUUCCUUUUAUAAAAUUGGGUAUAAAAUACUGUUUUCCCCCAAAGAAAUUUAGGCCAUAUUUAAAGGCAUACUAUGCAGGAAUUGUCACACAACACUCUGGCCCUCUCCCUGGCUCAACCAAAGUGAAAGCAAACCUCAAUUUUAUCUCGUUAUAUUUGCUUUUUUUUUAGCUUUGUGCACAAAGGAAGACGCCCAGAAACUUCCCAAACACAGCAAAAUGUAAAAUAAGAGAAAAUACAUGCAAAGGGAAGGAUCUCUGCAUAAACACACACCAUCACACACUUCUAGUGGGUCAUAAUGAUCAUUAAUAAUAUAUUUUUAACGAGUCUACGCAGUUUUUGGAACAAUCCUGCAUAGUAUACCUUUAAGGGACCUUUUGUAAUCCUUUUCUAUAUUUUUUGAUGAGAAAGUUCACAUUUAGCUCACAUAUCUGGCAUAAAACAGUCAAAAUAAAGUGAAAUAUGUGAACUAAUAUUGAUGUAAUGUUACUGAGGUACACAAUGGGAUAUAAAAAGGUGUUUAACAUUGAAAUACUGUAUGUAUAAUAAUGCAUCUGUGAAAAUCUGUGUUCAUAUUCAUAAUCAGGUCAAUCAGUUAAUAAUAAACAAACAAAAGGAGAUAAAAUAAAAUAAAGAGCUAGCAAAAUAUUUUCAUGACUUGAACUGUUUUGGAUCGAACCACUGCCGUGCUCUUGACCGUAUUAGUUAUUUAUUUUAUUUCCAAAAUGUUUUUUUUUUUGCUUUCGCUUAAAAGGUUCAUGUUUUCCACAACUGACACAUUUAUUUAGGAAAACUUCCAGUUUCCUUUAUGUAGCAGAGUAAUUUAAGAGCAGAGUAUGUUUGGUUACUGUUUCUGUACUAGAAUGUGUUUGAGAGACGGUGUCGUUAUGUUUGUGUGUGUGGUAAUAAAGUAAACGGUACAAUCCUG
Messenger RNA from Centropristis striata (black sea bass), 6458 nucleotides. It is a transcript of the gene plekhh1, whose product is annotated as pleckstrin homology domain containing, family H (with MyTH4 domain) member 1. Lineage: Eukaryota; Metazoa; Chordata; Actinopteri; Perciformes; Serranidae. The coding region runs from base 264 to 4526 and encodes 1420 amino acids. Gene Ontology annotation, cellular component: cytoskeleton. The transcript is spliced from 30 exons. The record is from RefSeq and is a predicted model, not a curated record.